AUGCGUCUUCCGAAAAAGAAAAAGUUGGGAAAAACCCUUAACAAAUUGUUGACCAAGGUUUCCAAGCAAAACGCGGCUGCAGAAAAGGCGAAAAAGCGGCAGGAACUAUAUGAAAAGUCUAAAAAGAAUGUGGUGGGCAAGACCGGUACGCCACGACCCAAACCGCAGUACAGCUCGGCAGAUAAGAUUCUCCUGAUUGGCGAAGGCAACUUUUCAUUUGCACGAUCGUUGGUGGAUCACUACCUUACGGAAGGCUCCGAACAAUUGUUCGCGACAUGUUACGAUACCGAGGCGGUAUUGUAUGAAAAGUACGGCGAUGAAGCAAAAGACAACAUUGAAGCGGUGCGUGUCAUGGGCGGCACUGUGCUGUUUGAAGUGGAUGCGACUCAGUUGGCCAAAGAAAAGGCACUGAAAAAGCAUCGCUUCUCAAAGAUCGUCUUCAACUUUCCCCACGCAGGUCUCGGUAUCAAGGAUCAGGAUCGCAAUGUACUGGCGAAUCAGGAAUUACUAUCAAAGUUCUUUUUGUCGGCCGAGCCUCUUUUAUCGGAUGGAAAAACCAAGGGGCUUGAAAAGGACAUUGACCAAGACGAGGAGGAUACCGAGCAGCACAACGACGAUUACAAAGAUCCAUUGCCUGAAGGCGAAAUCCACGUGACAACGAAAACAUGUAAGCCUUACAAUUUGUGGUCUGUCCGUGGACUGGCGAAAUCGACGGGCAAACUCGCGGUGAAAACAACGUAUGCUUUCCAUUGUGAGGAUUUCCCCGGGUAUGAGCAUCGUCGUACGAUUGGAUUCAAGAAAGGGGUCAGCAAAUCGGAUAAUGCAGAGAUCGUGUCGGCUGAGCCAAAGACGUUUGUGUUUAUUCGCAAAGCGGCCAUGGACGAGGAGAUUGAAAAGAGUGUAAAAGGUUCCUUGAAACGCAAAGCGGAGCAACGCAUCUUGAACGGGCUGUCUCCAUGA
This is a messenger RNA of Radiomyces spectabilis, 960 nucleotides long. RefSeq lists its product as uncharacterized. NCBI's taxonomy places the organism in Eukaryota, Fungi, Mucoromycota, Mucoromycetes, Mucorales, Radiomycetaceae. The transcript is spliced from 2 exons. Gene Ontology annotation, cellular component: cytoplasm. Gene Ontology annotation, molecular function: rRNA (uridine-N3-)-methyltransferase activity. The coding region runs from base 1 to 960 and encodes 319 amino acids. Gene Ontology annotation, biological process: rRNA base methylation. The record is from RefSeq and is a predicted model, not a curated record.